This is a messenger RNA of Eruca vesicaria subsp. sativa (arugula), 2788 nucleotides long. The record is from the annotation of a GenBank genome assembly. NCBI's taxonomy places the organism in Eukaryota, Viridiplantae, Streptophyta, Magnoliopsida, Brassicales, Brassicaceae.
UGGCCGAGAUUAGUCGUCUGCUUUAUAAUGUGUUUUAUUUUUAUUUUUUUCCUUUCUUCUCCUCAAUGCUGCUGUAAAGCUUUUUAAUAUCUUCUACUUGAUCUCUUCGAAUUCCUACUGAUUUUGGGAUUCGAGUCUACUUGAUUUGACCUUCUCUGAUUUGAAAGUUGCAGAUUGGAUUCAAAGUUUCUUCCUUUAUAUUUUGACCAUUGAGCGACUAGGCUUUGAAGAUCAGCUGUAGUUCUUGGAUCCUGAACAGUUGUAUUUCCGACAGGCGUUUCAGUUUGGUCGGUGAUAAUAUUUGGGUUUAGAGCAUAACUGCUUUAGGAUCCGUUUCUGUUGGUUUGGUUUUGAGUGGACGGUUUAAAGUUACAAACUUUUUCAUUCAAUCCCUCCUUUGGUCUUUGUCUUGCUCUCCUGGGGCAUGAACAAACCGGGGGUCGAUUCGAGGGCCGAUGGUGUUGGCUCUGAAGCUCUAAAUAUGCAGAGGAGCAACAGUGGCAUCAAUAACAUGCGUAUCCCAACACCACCAAUGUCCUUCUCCUCCAAUAACAUUCCCGGUUCUUUGAUUCUUGACGGCUCUGCUUCAAUGCAGCAACACUUAUCUCAGCAACAGCAGCAGCAAGCAGGGCAAAGUUCAGUGCCAAUGAGGGAAAACGAUUACUCCCAUGUGGAUAAAAAGCCCAGGAUAGAAGUGAAGCAAGAGGGGAUGUUGCAGCAGCAGAUUUUCCAGCAGCUGAUCCAGCGUCAGGACCCUACUGGAAGGAACCCGCAGCUGCAGGCAUUGCUUCAGCAGCAGAGACUGAGACAACAGCAGCAGAUUCUUCAGUCCAUGUCACCUUCUCAGAGAUUACAGUUACAGCAGCAGCAGCAGUUGAGGCAGCAGUUACAGCAACCAGGCACUCAGCAGCAGAUCCCUCCUAAUGUGCGUCCUUACGAAGUUGGCGUGUGUGCAAGGAAGUUGAUGAUGUAUUUGUAUCAUCUACAGCAACGUCCUGCUGAAAAUUGUAUUACUUAUUGGAGGAAGUUUGUGGCGGAAUACUUUUCACCUCGUGCAAAGCAAAGAUUGUGCUUGUCACAGUACGAAAGUGCUGGGCACCAUGCGCUUGGCAUGUUUCCACAGGCAGCUCCGGAUAUGUGGCAGUGUGAUCUUUGCGGCACCAAAUCUGGAAAAGGAUUUGAGGCAACUUUCGAUGUGCUUGCCAGACUGAUUGAAAUCAAAUUUGCGAGUGGAAUCAUUGAUGAGCUCUUAUAUCUAGACCAUCCAAGAGAAAACAGAUUUCCCAAUGGAGUGAUGAUGUUAGAAUAUAGAAAAGCAGUUCAGGAAACUGUACACGAGCAGUUUCGAGUAGUCCGUGAGGGCCAUCUUCGCAUCAUAUUCUCUCAAGAUUUGAAGAUACUUUCUUGGGAGUUUUGUGCUCGGCGUCAUGAAGAGCUUCUUCUCCGCAGACUUAUUGCUCCGCAGGUGAACCAGUUGCUUCAGGUUGCACAGAAAUGUCAGAGCACGAUCACGGAGAGUGGGUCAGGGGGAGUUUCACAGCAGGAUUUACAGUCAAACAGUAACUUGGUUUUGGGAGCAGGACGGCAACUGGCGAAGUUUAUGGAAUUACAAUCGCUGAAUGAUCUUGGCUAUCCAAAAAGAUACAUCAGAACUCUACAGAUAUCUGAAGUUGUCAAGAGCAUGAAGGACCUGAUGAAUUUCACUAGCGAGCACAAAGUUGGCCCUAUUGAGGGGUUGAAACGUCUUUUGGAACAGACAGCGACAGCAAAGCUUCAGAGACUGGAGCAUUUGGGGAAUAGUGGAGCUAUGAACGGGUCAGCUCAAGCUCAGAUGGCGUUGACUCAAGGAACAAUGAACGGCAUAAUUGGCAACAACAACAACAGCUCCAACUCCAACAGUCACAAUCAACUUGUUGGUCGUGGAGCUAUGAAUGGUUCGGCUCAAGCAGCAGCAGCUCUGACCAACUACCAAAGCAUGCUUAUGAGGCAAAACGCUAUGAAUAACCCAAACUCAGUUACAGUCAAACAAGAGGGGUUCUCUAGUCAUAACCCAACCCCAAACUCAAACCAGAGUCCAUCAUCUUCCUCCCAUCAGAGGCAGAACUUAGCAACGCCUGGAUUCCCUAGCUCUCCUCAAAUGCAACAGCAGCAACAGCGCCCCAUGAAUGGCGCUCCCAACACGCUUCAGCAGAAUCAUCCUCAUCAUUCACAUGGCAACAAUCAGGAGCAGCAGAUGCUUAAUCAGCUGUUACAGGAAAUGUCUGAGAACGGACCAAGUUUGCAACAGCAACAGCAACAGCAACAAGCCUUUUCAGGUCAGAGUGGUGGCAAUAACAACCCAACUGCCUCCACUUCCAGCAUCUCAGGAGGAGGAGGAGGUCGAGCUCCUAGCCGAAACAACAGUUUCAAAGCAGUAGUCUCAAACAACAAUCAUCAUCAUUUGUCAGAAGAUAUGUCAAUCCCAGAACUAUCUCAUGAUUUCUCAGAAGACGCCUUCUUCAACAGUGAUAUUUAUGGUAGCUUGUAGCCUUUGUUAUAUCCGAACAGAACAGAGGUAUUGGUUACUUUGACUUAACACCAUGAAAGAGUUUUUUAGGCUUUUUUGUUUUUGUUUUUUAGGUUGGUGCUCUGUUGUUUUACUUCUCUAGUUUCUGUUUGGUCUGAGAUUUGACAUUUGCAUCUGGAUAUAGGUGUUGUAAUGUGUUUCUUUAUCUGUUUAUUUGUGUGACCGAGACUUCAUCACAGCUUUUCUUUUAUGGUAAAAAAUGAAAUAAAAGAUGGUUCUUAA